Messenger RNA from Cladocopium goreaui, 2026 nucleotides. The record is from the annotation of a GenBank genome assembly. Lineage: Eukaryota; Dinophyceae; Suessiales; Symbiodiniaceae.
GUUUUCAAUCAUGCAUUUUGGCGCAGGACUCCUACCGAAAUGUGGCCUUUUGGGUUACUUUUGCUGAAUACCGUUGUUUUGCAGGCCAGCUCAUGCCGCGAUUGCGGCGAUCCUGCCAUUGGAAGUGGUCUACUACAAAAAAAGGUACAUAAUGCAUUCGAUCUGCAGCAUCCUGCAAGAGAGGAUUUGGUGCUCUAUGGCCACAUCCAUAUGGCAAAAACUGGAGGUUCGUCUUUAAAUGGAGAGUUGGCAUUAAACUACGAAAGAAUUUGCGGUCUCAAAGGCUAUUCUUACGAUUAUUUUCAAGCACAAGAGCGCUACAAGCACAAUCCAGUUUGGAUUGAAAAUCAUGCGUACCACAGAAGGCUGGUGGUUGCACCUGAGACCAUGGAUGAGAUUGGUUAUGAAGAUUGCGAUUUUGUGUCACAAGAGGACCACUGGUAUUGGUGGAGACAGUUUGCAUCCUGGAAAAUUCGUGUGGAACUGCACCUUCCCUGUCGUGAUCCAAUUGAUCACUUGCUGUCGAACUGUAACUACGCAAAUGUGAUCUUUAAUUGCGAGGGCGACCUAGUGAAUGAGAUCAGUCGAUGUUUGCUCUACAUGGAUAGAUUCAACAACUCGCUGAAUGGUUCUCGAGACUUCCCGAAUUUCAAUGUGAAGUGCUUUAGAAGUGAACUUACAUCGAAGUACAUCGAGUACAUGGGAACCAGACUGCAAAGAAAACGGUUCCAGUCCACCUAUGCAUUCCGUCCCACCAACAAAGCCAGAAAUAAGCGCUAUGAGUGCCUUUGGCAGAAUGAGUCUGCAAAGUUGCAGGUGGAAAAUUAUUUGAAAGAACUUGAUUACUACAAGUUCUGCAACAAGUGCAUCGAUUCUCCGGAUGAUUUGCUUGCUUAUUGGAAUCAAGAACUGCUUCAUUCGAGAAGUUCUUCACCUGGUGCUCAAGAGCAUGAAGCCGCAACAUUCGAACGCCUUGGCCAGGAUUUGGUGCUCUAUGGCCACAUCCAUAUGGCAAAAACUGGAGGUUCGUCUUUAAAUGGAGAGUUGGCAUUAAACUAUGAAAGAAUUUGCGGUAGCAAGGGCUAUUCCUACGAUUAUUUCCAAGCACAAGAGCGCUACAAGCACAAUCCAGUUUGGAUUGAAAAUCAUGCGUACCACAGAAGGCUGGUGGUUGCACCUGAGACCAUGGAUGAGAUUGGUUAUGAAGAUUGCGAUUUUGUGUCACAAGAGGACCACUGGUAUUGGUGGAGACAGUUUGCAUCCUGGAAAAUUCGUGUGGAACUGCACCUUCCCUGUCGUGAUCCAAUUGAUCACUUGCUGUCGAACUGUAACUACGCAAAUGUGAUCUUUAAUUGCGAGGGCGACCUAGUGAAUGAGAUCAGUCGAUGUUUGCUCUACAUGGAUAGAUUCAACAACUCGCUGAAUGGUUCUCGAGACUUCCCGAAUUUCAAUGUGAAGUGCUUUAGAAGUGAACUUACAUCGAAGUACAUCGAGUACAUGGGAACCAGACUGCAAAGAAAACGGUUCCAGUCCACCUAUGCAUUCCGUCCCACCAACAAAGCCAGAAAUAAGCGCUAUGAGUGCCUUUGGCAGAAUGAGUCUGCAAAGUUGCAGGUGGAAAAUUAUUUGAAAGAACUUGAUUACUACAAGUUCUGCAACAAGUGCAUCGAUUCUCCGGAUGAUUUGCUCGCGGAUGAUGUGAGUCUAGAAGGGGGAGAUUACUCGGAAUAACUGAGCAGCGUUUUGAAGACUGCGACUGCGAUCAAUUUCUCUCAGGUUGAAUCGUUGGGUGCACUUGCGAUAUGCAUGCCAUGAUUUCCCGAGGGAGGGCAGCAACCAACGCUUGUCAGAAUGCAGGAUUUUACAAUCUGCAAGCCACAUAUAUCAGCCCUUUCAUGUUGUAUUCUUGUACGGAGGUGUUCUAGAUGUAGAGUAAUAUGCAAGGUCCGAAGUGUUGCAGUUGUAUUCGCCCCAUAACAACACAUUGUUUGGCCAAUCAGUUUGCGCAACGCAAAAGCCAAAAAAA